This is a messenger RNA of Penicillium samsonianum, 951 nucleotides long. Its product is annotated as WSC domain-containing protein. Bases 1 to 951 code for a protein of 316 amino acids. The record is from RefSeq and is a predicted model, not a curated record. The transcript has 4 exons. Lineage: Eukaryota; Fungi; Ascomycota; Eurotiomycetes; Eurotiales; Aspergillaceae.
AUGAAGGUCGCGGUGGUGGUCUCAGUUUUUGCUCUCCUGGCUCGGCCAUUCGCAUCGGCCGCAUCCAGCCUGGCGUUCUGUGCUUCAGACAACACGGGGGCUUCCUUCAAAGCAGUUUCCGACACAUUUCAAUCAAAUGGAGCAUGCCAAACUACUUGCGCCAAAUACGCCCUAGGUAUCCUACAAGGGAAGAAAUGCUGGUGCUCGAAUGUUGCUCCCUCUAAGUCGUCGCAAUCCGACACUUCUGACUGUGAUGGUUCGUGCCCGGGUUAUCCGGCAGACAGUUGUGGAAGUGCAUCCAAAGGAGUGUUCGCGUACGUGCAAAUCACCGGCAACGAUGUGACCAGCACAGCUGGUGGUUCAUCAACAUCGACCACUUCGUCCUCGUCAAGCUCAACUUCAAGCUCAACCUCAACCUCGUCAACUUCGUCGGAUGAUAAAACAACCAGCACCUCGGCUUCUGUCUCAGUGGAAACCAACUCUGGCGGCCAUGUCAAGACAAUCACUGUUGAUGGUUCAAGUUCGACUGCUAGCGCUGGCGCUGAUUCUGCAUCGGCUAACACUAGCGCUGCCAGCUCGUCAUUGAGUGGAGGUUCCAUCGCAGGCAUUGUGAUUGGUGUUCUUGGAGGACUCGCCCUGAUCGGUGCUCUCAUCUUUUUGAUCUUCUUCUACCGCAAACGCGCUCGUGCCGCCAGCCCCAUCCCAAGCCAGGAAAUGGCCGACGACAGAACUAGCAGGGGAUCGAGCUUCAUGGGAGGGCUCUUCCCGCGGGGCAAUGGAGAAGGCGCUGCUGGUGGACCUAUUCCCGAACGGUCGGGCACAACAUUUACCGAUCGGCGAAUGAAGACCAACACGGUUCUCUACCCGAACGGUCCUCGGGAAAGCAGUGUUUCGCUGCAAGACAACGAAGACUACUCGCGUCCUGUUCUUCGGCUUACCAACCCCGACUAA